This is a messenger RNA of Adineta steineri, 786 nucleotides long. NCBI's taxonomy places the organism in Eukaryota, Metazoa, Rotifera, Eurotatoria, Adinetida, Adinetidae. The record is from the annotation of a GenBank genome assembly.
AUGAUUGGUACGAUGAUUAAAUUUUUAUCGAAUUCAUCUCGUGAAAAUUGUAUAUGUGAAAUGAUACAAUCCAAUACAUUAAUAUCUGCCAUCAAUUAUUUUUCACAAAAUCAAACUUGUCAAUUAUUUUCUUCAAAUAAUAACUCAAUGAUCAUUGAAUAUCAAGUUAAUUCUACUUUAAUAUUUAUUAAUCAAUCAAUAAUUUCAAUUCAAACAAAUAUGGGACGACAAGACCCUCAACUACAUUCACGACAAUUAGUACGACAAGAAGCUCAACCACAUUCACGAGUGGUAGCACGACAAGAAGCUCAACUGCUUCCACAACUAGGAUCACUACCACAGAUUGCUAUUUUAAAAGAUGAUAUCUACAUUCUUUUCUGCAAUUCUGUUUUAGCUCCACCAUCAACUAUUUGUGUGACUAAUAAUAGUGCAACUCUUCAUAAUAAUCAAUUUAUCUAUUCACCAGCAACACAAGCCUAUGCUGCCGGAAUGUUAAACAACACAUUUGGUAUCUAUAAAGCAUAUGGAUAUCAAAACGUUACUACAAGUGCAAUUUGGAGAGCAAAUCAGAUUCAUAACUCAUCUGUCGAAUGUUUUUUAAACAUCCAGACAGAUCGUAAUCUAGUUGUUUAUACAACAAACCUUGCUGUAAUGUGGGCAGCUAGUGUUCCUAAUAGUGGUUCUGGAGACCCAUUCUGUUUGAAAAUGUUAGAUUCUGGAAAUCUGAUAUGGAUUGAUCGAAGUGCAACAAUUAUUUGGCAAACAAAUACUGUACAAACCGGAUAG